GUCGCGUCGCCUUCAGUUCGUCCACGUUCCGUGUGUGUUCCCGCUGCUGCAGGGCAUCGCAUUAAAGCGCCACAGCGAUUGAAAAGCUCCCCAGCAAACUAAAACUGUGACUGUGACUGUCGAGUGUUCAGUGUUCAGUGUUCAGUGCGUGCUUUAGUGUGUGUUCUCUGUUCAAUACUUCUAACUCAAACUCCGUCUCACAUUCGAUACGAGCGACAAUUCAAAGCAAUUAGCAUUGCGAGGCGAUUCAGUUAGUAAAACAAAAGCCUUGCGGAAAUCGUGAACAAUUUGCGACGCCUUUAAGCCGCUUCUCCGUUCUCAGUAAAUUCGUGUGCGCCUUUUUGUUGUUGUUGUUCGCCAUGAAGCGUUCGCGUUUGCCGCUUAUUGCCAGCGUUUGUCUGGCGCUGGUGUUGAUGUCAUCCUGCCUGCUCACAGGCGCUGAGGCCAAGAAGAAGAAAUACGUUGGCGAAACUGGCGGUGAUUUUGAGUUUAUCGAUGAGAUUAAUAAAAAUACGCAGCAGAAUAACAAAAAUGUGGGCGAACACAAGCGCUGGAUACACGAUCCCUCAAGUGACCUCUGCCGGCCUCUGAACUGUAAGAAGCGUGAAAUCUGCCUGCUCGAGGACGAGUUCAGCGCCGUGUGCGUGUCGAAAAAGGAGUUGCACAAGAAUCGUGAUGAGAUAAUCACCAAGGCCAAAUAUUUGGAGGAGGAAGCCAAACGGCGCGUCAAUCAGCAGGAUAACAACGAUAGCCAGGAUGUUGAGGACAUCAACAACGAUGACGAGGACAAUAGCAGCGAUGGCAGCCUCAGCAGCAGCAGCAGCAACAGCAACAUCAACAGCAACAACAACAACAACAACAACGCUAACAAUAAUGCCCAGGCUAAUGUGCAGGGCAACGAGGAGAACAACGACGAUGAGGAUAAAAGCCUCAGUUUGGGCGACGAUGAUGAGUCCAAAGAGGACGAUGUCUUCUAUGAGAACAACAUUGCUGCCAGCGAUAAGCAGCAGCAACAGCAACAACAACAGCAGCAGCAGCAGUUGCAGAAACCCGCAGCUGCCCAGCAGCAAGAUGAUGAUGAGGAACUGGACAACUGCAAGCCGUGUCCCGUGGCUAAGCCAACGUUCCUCUGCGGCGCCGACAACAGAACCUACUCAUCACUAUGCAGAUUGGAUUAUCACAAUUGCAUACAUUCGACAACCAUAAGGAUUGCCUGCAAAGGAUUCUGUCCAUGCAAGGAAAAUACCGAUGGCAAGCGGCUGCAGCGACUUGGAGAGCGUGGUGGCUACAACAGCAAGUACAACAGCAAGAAGCUCAACAUCGAGCAGCAGCAGCAACAGCAACAGCAGGCCUACAAGGACAGCAGCAACAACAACAUCAUGAUGAACAGUGGCAAUGUGAUGGGCAACAACAACAACGACUUCAACACCAUCAUGAACGACAAGGAGGACAACAAUCGUCACUUCAAUCACAUCAAUGCCCAGUACACGUUCACGCCCGAGGAGAUCAAAUAUGACAACAAGCACUACAAGUACCUCAAGUACACGGCUUACAAGAAGGAUGCCAAAUACCAGGAGGAGAAACACAAGAUGCGCAACUACAAUGAGAACGAAGUUGUUGAGAAGCAGCCACAGAAGUACAGCAAGAACAACAAUGUAAACGGCUAUCCAUCAAAGUCCGCUGAGUGCAAGCCACAGCAAUUGACCGCCAUUGGCAAUCGUCUACUCGAUUGGUUCUCCGUGAUCAUGGCCGACAGCAAGAAGCGUCGCCAGCACAGCCAAAAGUCGAAGGCUCACUUCCCGCCCGCCUGCAAGACCGAAGCGAAGUGGAUGUUUGGCCACUUGGACUUGAACAACGAUGGCAUGUUGUCGCUGCAGGAGAUGUACGAUCUGGAGCAUGAUCAGAACGAGCGUUGCAUCAAGCCAUUCAUCGAUACGUGCGAUCUGGAUCAGGAUAGCUCGAUCAAUACACGGGAAUGGUGUCGCUGCUUUGAGAAGACCGAUCGUCCGUGUGCCGCGGUGCGCCGAAGAAUCGCCGGCGACUUUGCAGGUGAGAUAGGCGCCUACGCACCCGACUGCGAUGUACAAGGAUUCUACAAGCCAACACAAUGCCACAACUCGGUGGGUGUCUGUUGGUGUGUGGACAAGCAUGGAGUUGAAUUCGCCAACACACGCACACGUGGCAAGCCCAACUGCGAGUCCGUGGUGAACAAUGCCGCCUCGCUGACAUCCGACGACGAGGACGAGGGUGCCGACGAUGAGGAUAGUGCGGAGGGCAGCGCCGAUCAAAUGUUGGUCUUUUAAAAGCCCCCCUCACACACACACACACACCCGCAGGCCGCAGCACGCAGGAUUCUAGGAGGUCCGAAGGAUGCCAGGACGUGCAUAAGUAUUGAUUGCCUUGGCAACAAAUCCAAUCAGCGAGCAUUAAGGCGUAACAGAAAAAAACCAAAAAAACCAAAAAUGAAACAAAAACAACAUUAAUAUUAUUAUUAUUAUUAUGAUAACUACGAAAACAAACUAAAAAUGAAAAUGAAAAAAAAGGAAAAUCCCAAAAAAAAAACAAACAAGAACAUAAAUGUGCAGUAGUUAUGUAAGAG
Molecule: messenger RNA, 2599 nt
Organism: Drosophila albomicans
Lineage: Eukaryota; Metazoa; Arthropoda; Insecta; Diptera; Drosophilidae
Gene: Cow
Product: proteoglycan Cow
Exons: 11
Coding region: 360-2303 (647 amino acids)
Biological process (GO): establishment of protein localization to extracellular region
Molecular function (GO): calcium ion binding; protein binding
Source: RefSeq, a predicted model, not a curated record